AUGUUUUUGGUUGCACGUUUUUUUCCUUCACAAUAUUUGCAGUUAACGCCUUGUAAUGUUAGUUAUUGCAUUUUAACCCAUUACACGGUAAAAAUUGCAAUGGAAAGUGGAGAUAAAUUUGUUCAACUUUGCAAGUUUAAAUUAAUGGCAAAGUGUGAAUAUACACAUGAAAAGCAAGAUGCAAAGUUCAUGUUGCGAUGUUCAGAGCUGCUGAUAACUUAA
Molecule: messenger RNA, 222 nt
Organism: Clunio marinus
Lineage: Eukaryota; Metazoa; Arthropoda; Insecta; Diptera; Chironomidae
Source: the annotation of a GenBank genome assembly